AAAUGAAUUGAAACUUUUUACUUCCCUUCGGAGUCAAAUGGAGCUCUCAGCUUGGUAGAUUUGUUCAGCAGUGUCCUCCAUCUCAGAGUACAGCUGUGUUUUUGAGCUUGGAGAAAAAAAAUACUAAAAUGGACACAAUAUAGAGGAUAUAGCACAGGAAACAGAAGAUGACACAGAAGAGGGGAGGCUAUGACAGAGAGACUGAAACCAAACUGAUGGGGAUGCCUGGAAAAGGGUCUAUUUUCAAAGGAAGGCACUCUGAGGUUCUGAAGGAUGUUCUCAUUGUGCUUGGGACUGACGCUUAAGAAAAUCCAUUGGACAAUCUAUUCAACAGCUGGGUUAUAUCAACUGAACCAUCAACAGGGUUUCCUUGCCACAUAUCGUCUGAGAGAGAGAGAGAGAGAGGAAAAGUCCAGAGUGGAAUCCUUUUGGGAUAUCGAGCUAUUUAGGAUUCAACAAUGAAAUGUUUGGACUGGAGUACUGAGUUCAGUGAGCUCUGAAGCGCAUUUGUUCACAUCUUAUUCACAUUUUCCUUUUUUUUGGUAUUUGACUGUCUGGUAUUUGGUAUGUUGAAUGUCUAAAUCUUGUUGAUGUUAUUGAAAGUAGCCCUAAUCUAAUCCUUCACUUUUAUUCUGUAAAAUUUUGUCUAAUCAACCUUUUUUUUAUAUAUAUAAGAAAAACUUUGUGGGAUCCUCCUUUGUGCAUAUUUCUUAUGUUUUUGCCACCAAAAGAGACAUUUUGUGAAAUUUUUUUUUUUUUUUUUUUUAGAAUAGAAACACAUUAUUAGCAUUUUUUUUUUGUCUUUCUUGACAAACGUUACAAUCACAUGAAUGUGUGAAACUGCAGAGAGCGAUGUGGAGUUUUAAAGUAGCGUUUGGCCUGAUUUGACUUGAGUUUUUUUGGAAACCGUGUCGUCUUUGGAGGAAUUGUGAGCAUCACCACAGGAUUCUGUUCUGCUUUCGGACCAUUGGCCGCAGCAGCUGCAGCUGGCACAAUGAAAUCUGCAUGUGCAAGAGCAUUGUUUAUAAUUAACCCUUGCGGUGUUAAAAACUGCUUGACCAGUGACAUGCUCUCUUUCUGACUACUGGAACAUGGGGCCGAUCACAGGGGCUGCCAUGGAAAUCAGUGGUACAGUUGACAACAUGACUGGACUAACACAUGAUAGGCCAGUCCAAAUGUCCUCUUUCUGCCAGCAGUUUGCGUCUGUCGAUGGGGCAGGAAAUUAUGAUAUUGUGAAUAAUGUUGUCAUUCCGACCCCAGGAGCACCAGACCCCAGGGCCCAGAAUUCUUUGCGGGAGAGUUGGGAAAUGAACUACCAGGAAGCAGCAAUAUACCUGCAGGAAGGAGAGAAUAAUGACAAGUUUUUCACUCAUCCACGAAGUCCCCACGCGCUUAGCGCCUACCUGUUUGCUCACAAUCACCUUUUCUAUGUGAUGGAGCUGCUGACUGCGGUGUUACUCAUGCUUCUGUCCCUCUCAGAGGCCCCUGCCGUCCCAUUCCUCCGCUUGGACGUCUAUAUUCACGCGACACUGGAGUUAUUGGCAUUGGCGUUGGUGGCAUUUGAGUUGGGCAUGAAGCUCCGAUGGCUUGGCUUUCGCACGUUUAUACAGCAUAAAAGGACCAUGGUGAAGACGUGUGUCCUGUUUAUUCAGUUCAUCGAGGCGAUUGUUGUCUUAGUCCGGCAGACAUCUCACCUGCGUGUGACGAGAGCCCUGCGGCCGAUCUUUUUGGUGGACUGCCGUUACUGUGGAGCCGUUCGCAGAAACCUGAGGCAGAUAUUUCAGUCUCUUCCUCCCUUCAUUGAUAUUCUUCUGCUGUUACUUUUCUUCAUGGUCAUCUUUGCCAUCCUGGGAUUUUGCUUGUUCUCAGCCAACCCAGCUGACCCGUAUUUUAGCACACUUGAGAACAGCAUUGUGAGUCUGUUCGUCCUUCUGACCACUGCAAAUUUUCCAGAUGUGAUGAUGCCAGCAUAUUCAAAGAAUCGUUGGUCAUGCAUUUUUUUUAUUGUGUAUCUGUCCAUCGAGCUCUACUUCAUCAUGAAUCUGCUCCUGGCGGUAGUUUUUGACACCUUUAAUGGAGUCGAGAAGAUGAAAUUCAAAUCUCUGCUUUUACACAAGCGAUCCGCCAUCGAGCACGCCUUCCAGCUGCUGGUUAGUCGGCAGAGACCAGAUGGAGUGUCUUUGAAGCAGUUUGAUGGACUGAUGCGAUUCUAUCGUCCACGAAUGAUAGCACGGGAUCGUUUUCUCACCUUCAAAGCCCUCAACUAUUCAGGCGCAACCAUGCUGAGUCUCCAGGAAUUUUAUAAGUUUUAUGAAGUGAUUGGGCUCAAAUGGAAGGCUCGACGCAGUGGGGAGUACUGGUUUGAUGAUCUUCCUCGCACAGCAUUCCUCAUUUUUAAAGGAAUCAAUUUACUUGUGAAAUCCAAAGCUUUUCAAUAUGCAAUGUAUCUGGUAGUAGCAAUUAAUGGCAUCUGGAUUCUAGUGGAGACAAACAUGUUAAAUGAUGGUGUCUCAUGGACUCAUGUUGUCCCCUGGAGCUACAUUGUUUUCCUCACAAUUUAUGGAAUUGAGGUCUUGUUGAAGAUCACAGGCCUUGGUCCAAUGACAUAUUUCAGCUCAGGAUGGAACCUCUUUGAUUUCUCAGUAACAGUAUUUGCCUUUCUGGGAUUGAUUGCUCUGGCCUUUGACAUGGAGCCGUUCUACUUCAUUGUGGUUUUGAGACCUCUUCAGCUCCUCCGAUUGUUUAAAAUUAAACAGCGCUAUCGGAACGUUCUGGACACAAUGUUUGAACUGUUCCCGCGUAUGGCCAGUCUAGGUCUGACUCUGAUUAUCUUCUAUUAUUCUUUUGCCAUCGUUGGAAUGGAGUUUUUUGCUGGGGUUGUUUAUCCGAACUGCUGCAGCAAUAGCACAGUUGCUGACUCGUAUCGCCAGAUAAAUGUGACCAUUGGCAACCGAACAGUGCUAGAAGAGGGAUAUUACUAUCUCAAUAACUUCAAUAACAUCCUAAGCAGCUUUGUCACUCUUUUUGAGCUAACAGUGGUGAACAACUGGUACAUCACUAUGGAAGGUGUGACAUCAGAAACUACUCACUGGACUCGCCUUUAUUUCAUGACCUUUUACAUUGUCACCAUGGUUGUCAUGACGAUAAUCGUAGCCUUCAUACUGGAUGCAUUUGUCUUCAGGAUGAACUACAGUCGGAAGAAUAGAGAGCCACUAGACGACCCAGAAGAUGAAAAGGGGAUUGUAUUUGAGACAGAGGUGUCCCAGACUGAAGCUCUACAGACUCUGGACUUGUAUAAACACACACUGGGCGUCACCAACCUAAGCUCACUGCAGGAAAUGUGUGUGACUCUGGAGCGGAGCGGGCACUCCUCAUUAGUAUUUCAGGGUCGAAGGUCACGUACCAAGAGUGACCUCAGCAUAAAGAUGUACGAGGAGGAGAUUCAGGAAUGGUACGAGGAAUAUUCCAGAACAAAUCUUCAGCCUGACGAGGCAUUCCACAGAGAACUGGACAGCCCUGAAGCCAAUGCCUCAAACAGCAUUAACUAACACACACUCUGAACACUGCAUCAGCGUUAGCUAACACACUCACUCAUACCUCUGAGGGACCGUAAGACCGUCUUCCUCCCAUCGAUGGAAAGCACAGGUGUUCCCCAUGACCACUACAUGCUCCCUCCUUCCACAUGGAGACCCACAGAACUCCUUUACUUAAAGCCUUAUUCCCCAAAAAACCUUAAGGUUCCGUGGCCAAUCAGGGAAGCUUGCAGACCAAUCAUGUGACAUGCAUUAGGUCCAGGAACCUUCUUUUUCUUCCAUGAAAUGCACCUCAUGACAUUUGCCUUUUGGAUCCUGAAUGAUUCAGACUCUCUCAUGGAUUUGACAAAUGGAGCACAGUGAUUGAAUGUUUCUGUGGGAGAUGAAUCAGAACUGAAUGUGAGGAUUUUAGCACUAAGUAACUCAUGUCCGAGGUAUUGCUUAACCAACAGAUAAAAGAUUAUAGUAAUAAACUAAUGCUGUUUUUAAACUAAAGCUGCUUUUUGCUGGAACCUUUGGACCUAUAGAGAGGCUUAUUUUGUCAUUAUAUAUAAAUAUAUACAUGCAGAUUAAACUUAUGUCAGAUACAGUUAAGAGUCAAGUAUUUAAAAAAAAUGUUUUAAUACAUUCACUUAUUCGCUCGAUAUGGGCUGGUUUCCCAGACGUGUUAAUUUUGGACUGAUAAGUGUUAGAAAACCAGCCCUGGACCUGUCUUGUCACAUAUGAAAAUAUCUUAUUUCCUUUGUUUGGAGUCAGUAUUGUUUUAGGCAUGGAUUGUAAAGCUUGAGAGUAAUUUUACAGACCCAUUCAGAUAAAAUCUAGUCAAAAUCAGCCAUUUUAUUCCACCUACAGUCUGGCUUUCCAGAUUAAAUCCAAAUUUUCUUUUGUGUAAAACCAUAGGUGACAAAGGGAAACCAUUUUGCCUUGCUUAUGGUUUUUUUGCACAGUACUUCAGAACUGUUAUUUAUUUAUUUACAUUGAGUUAAACAAAUUUUCAUGUGCACCUCUCUUGUUUGCUGAACUGUUUUAUAUUUUUUAGUUAUUUUGUUGAUGCUUUUAACAGGGUGAAUGCAUGCAAAUCCUCAUAUAUCAUUGUUUACUCUCGUGUCUAGAGCAUCUGACCUGGAGUAAAUCAUAAAUGUGGUCAAGAGGGUCAGUGAUUUCAUCCCAGUUGGUUGUUAAAAUGCACUGUAGGGUGUGCAGCCUUGAUGCUCCAAACACAAGGGAACAUGAUACAUAUGUGACAGAAAAACCACACCAGCUCCUCUAAUACUGUAAGGAUUUACCUGUGUUUCAGUUCUCUGUUCUUGUACCUUUGUAAAUGUAUAAUAAUGACAGGUCUAGUAAAUGAUACAUUUUAAUGGAA
This is a messenger RNA of Ctenopharyngodon idella (grass carp), 4899 nucleotides long. RefSeq names its product two pore segment channel 1 (gene tpcn1). The transcript is spliced from 26 exons. Gene Ontology annotation, cellular component: endosome membrane; lysosomal membrane. Bases 1092 to 3548 code for a protein of 818 amino acids. Gene Ontology annotation, molecular function: voltage-gated channel activity; monoatomic ion channel activity. Gene Ontology annotation, biological process: transmembrane transport; monoatomic ion transport. NCBI's taxonomy places the organism in Eukaryota, Metazoa, Chordata, Actinopteri, Cypriniformes, Xenocyprididae. The record is from RefSeq and is a predicted model, not a curated record.